This is a messenger RNA of Lecanosticta acicola, 459 nucleotides long. Lineage: Eukaryota; Fungi; Ascomycota; Dothideomycetes; Mycosphaerellales; Mycosphaerellaceae. The record is from the annotation of a GenBank genome assembly.
AUGGCACGACCAAAGUCCAUCCUGCUCGUCAGCGGACCAAACCUGAACCUCCUUGGAACUCGAGAACCGCACUUAUACGGUAGCACAACACUGAACGACGUCGUCACAUCCGCAUCAAAGCAAGCCGAAGACCUCGGCAUCCAGCUCUAUCACUUCCAAUCCAACCACGAAGGCGCCAUCAUCGACCGCAUUCAAGAGGCACGCGGCAACGUCGACUUUGUAAUUAUCAACCCCGGCGCUCUUACACACACAAGCGUAGGACUGCGAGAUGCCCUGCUAGGAUGCGAUCUACCCUUCAUCGAACUACACGUUACGAAUGUCCAUGCCCGUGAACCGUGGAGGAACCACAGCUAUCUCUCCGACAAGGCAGUGGGAGUAAUAUGCGGCCUGGGAGUCUAUGGAUAUAGAGCAGCCGUUGACUUCGUUGCUCAGCGGUUGCAGGGCGAUUCGAAGCUGUAG